AUUUGCAGGCUGUGUGCUGGUGUUCUUUUCACACUGACACAUCCACACAGUGCUGCAAGAUUCAAACCUCAGGCGAAAUCUCUAAAUGUUGCAACUCUAGCUGGGGUUUACGAAAUUCACCGGCCAUUAAUUUAAGCCAGUGUUUAUUUGGAGGUGAAGAAGAACAAAUCAGCAGUCUGCUCUCAUCACCAGGGUGCAGCAAGGUCAGACAAGUUCACACACUCCUGAUUAGAGGCUAAUCACUCGGUGCUGCUGCUCAGCCAAUCAGUGCUGGGCACGACAAAAUGCAAAAGCUCUCAAAAUCAAACCAAGAGUGGACAGUGUCGGAGGAAACAUCAAAAGCAGGUAAAGCUACAACUACUGAGUGAAAUGAAGCUGCAGUCUGAAGCCCAGGUGGAGACUCUGUUUUUGAUGUUUAACUGCAUCCUUUUAACGUUGACCUUCAUCUUUGGGUUACUGUGGAACGUAUGGGUGUGUUGGGUUGUCUUCAAAACAAAAAGUCUCCAGACUUGCAACAAUGCUCUCCUUGUCAAUCUGGCCAUCGCAGAUUUGAUGAAGUGUUGUGUGGACGCACCGCUGCUGCUCUUCUCUUUUGUGCGUUAUGGCAAGGACAGGCCAGGGUCGGUGCCUUUGUGCUCCCUGCAGCAGUUCACCUACGCCCUCUGCAGCUGCGUCCAGCUGCUCACUCUGGUCAGCAUCAGCGUGGAGCGCUUCCAAACCAUCGCGUUCCCUUUCCAAAAGGACGGGACAAAAGCCAGGAUUCGCUUUUGGAUCUUGUCCAUCUGGGCGUGUGGCCUCAUUUUGGCCGUGGUGUCUCUGACUCUGUCCAAGCAAGCUCUUUUUUACAUGCUGUGCAGUUGGCAUGUGAGGGACCACCGUGAGUAUUUGGAUCCAUUUGGGCCUUAUGUGCUGGUGCCGCUGUGGGGACUGUCUCUGACUGUGAUCACUGUCCACUACGUGAGAAUAUUCAAAGUCAUCAGGCACCACAGAAAAAAGGUUUUCAAUCAAGGAGUGCAGCUGAGGCCCAUGGGGGGCGAACACGGUGGCUGGGCAGGUGUUCCUGCUUCGGCACCGCGGACAGCUCCUCUGCCUGCUGUGGCUGACGCUGGUGCUUCCUGUGCUGAUGCUCCUUCAGAGAUUGUGGGGGCAGUGUGCCUUCUGUGCCCUGGCGCCAGAGAGAGGAGCAGGAAACAUCUGGAAGGGAAAGUGGCCCAGCGUUUUGGGUACCUAAUCAUGGCUUUCACCCUUUUCUGGGUACCCAUGGUGGUUAUUUUGUUGAUGAAUAUCAUCUCGUCGCAUGAUACGCAUGAACUGCUGACCGAGCUGGAGACUUCAGCCGUCGUACUGAGCUGUGUGCAGGCUGCGGUCGAUCCCCUCAUCUACACUUUAGUCAUGAGACCGUUUCGCUCUGAACUCGCCAAGAUGAUGUCCUGCCUCGCCAGGUGUCCUGUCAAACUGAGGAGGAUGUGAAUGUUCCUCACUGGACCAA
Thalassophryne amazonica is the source of this 1489-nucleotide messenger RNA. Its product is annotated as neuropeptide FF receptor 1-like. The coding region runs from base 370 to 1470 and encodes 366 amino acids. The record is from RefSeq and is a predicted model, not a curated record. Gene Ontology annotation, cellular component: membrane. The transcript is spliced from 2 exons. Lineage: Eukaryota; Metazoa; Chordata; Actinopteri; Batrachoidiformes; Batrachoididae. Gene Ontology annotation, biological process: G protein-coupled receptor signaling pathway. Gene Ontology annotation, molecular function: G protein-coupled receptor activity.